AUGCGGGCUUCACUCCUUUGUUCCGCCCUGCUUGCAGCCAUUGCCUUUCCGCUCAUUGGAAACAGCCUGGCAAUCCUUGCCUCAUCUCACUCAUUUAAAAACCAGCUUGAGGGAAGAGACGAUCUUGAGAAGAGAGAUGAGCUCGACAAACCUCCGAUAUACCCGCCAUUUUCCGAAGACACGCAAAACAAGCACCUACGUUUUGACUACCCCCGGAUGCAUUGGAGAUCAAGACCAUGGGAAGAGGGCUACUACCCCAUUCACUGCGUUCAUGAAGCCCAGUUCAACAACUUUUGGAUUCUAGACUUUCAAGUCCGAGAUGUGUGGUUCGAAGACUGCGGCGUCCCGUGGACGGUGUGUAGACACAAGGAUGCAAAGGAAAAGUGGUAUAGCAUCUUGGAUACCCUCAGCCAAGUCCCCGUAGGCAUGCGCCAGUACGUCGCCAACCUGGUCAUCCUGCCCGGCCCCAUCGAUGGCGGACAGGGCUCCACCAUCCAAGCUGCGGCCUACACCCGCGGCUCCGUUUUGGUUUUCUCUCCCACUUACUUCAAGCUUGGUGUCUUAUUCCAUGAGAUCACCCACAUCAUGGACAUGGUAGCCCUCGCCCCGUUCCUCGAGAGUCAAGGGUUUCCCGAGGGAACGCCCUUCUCGAGAACAAAGUAUUGGAAGUACGCCUACGGAAACGACACCGCCGUGCCAACUCCUUACUCUAGGGCGUCGUGGCAGGAAGACUUUGCCGAUGCGGGGAGGUGGGCGAUGAGUGACAUCAGCAGGUACAGAGGGUUGCGGGAGUACAGCAAGGGUUGGGGGGCGUGCAGGACGCAGAUUCGGGCCUUCCAGUGGUGGAUGAUGCCGAAGAUUUUUCCAAAGAAGGGGAUAUGCACCGGCAAGGUAGAGGGUGGCUACGCGGUGAAGGUGGUGGUGGUAGAGGGACAGAAUCCAUUGGUUUCUCUUUUCCAACCAGGGUCUGAGAGUCGGGAGGAAGGCAGGAAAAGGCCAAAUACCAAGGUGGCAGGGUCAGGCGUGGCACCCAUUGUGCUGCCAGCUGGUGCUGCCAACAUGUUCUUUGCUUACCACGGGGCUUGA
Podospora anserina S mat+ is the source of this 1086-nucleotide messenger RNA. RefSeq lists its product as uncharacterized. Lineage: Eukaryota; Fungi; Ascomycota; Sordariomycetes; Sordariales; Podosporaceae. The coding region runs from base 1 to 1086 and encodes 361 amino acids. The transcript is spliced from 2 exons. The record is from RefSeq and is a predicted model, not a curated record.